Fomitiporia mediterranea MF3/22 is the source of this 951-nucleotide messenger RNA. RefSeq names its product kinase-like protein. The transcript has 8 exons. The coding region runs from base 1 to 951 and encodes 316 amino acids. The record is from RefSeq and is a predicted model, not a curated record. Gene Ontology annotation, biological process: protein phosphorylation. Gene Ontology annotation, molecular function: ATP binding; protein serine/threonine kinase activity. NCBI's taxonomy places the organism in Eukaryota, Fungi, Basidiomycota, Agaricomycetes, Hymenochaetales, Hymenochaetaceae. Gene Ontology annotation, cellular component: cytoplasm.
AUGCUUCCUGAUACGCUUCGCAACAGUGCCAUCCAAAUCCUUGAAGACGCUGGUCUUCCUCAAUUCAAUGAAGCAGACUUCACCAAGUGUAAUAUACCGAUUGCUCGUGGAGGAGGACGUUCUCGGCUGGUGUCUGGGACAUUGCAGACAGUAGAUGGACAUUCAUCUCAGGUUGUUAUUAAAGUGCUACGUGCUAGUUAUGCAUAUACAAAGCGAGUGAAAAAUGUAGACGAGUACAUUACAAAGCUUCUUGCAUACUUUGAGCGAGAAGUUGACAUCUGGAAGCGUGCUAGUGGGCAUUGCAACGUGGUUCGUCUUAUGGGGUUUUUCCCUAGCUUUGAAGGAGAGAUGUUCCCUGCGUUGGUUCUCCCCAAAUAUGAGCUUGGUAGUCUGCGUUCCAUUGCAUCAGCUGUUAUUCAGAUCUUUGGAAAACAAGACAAACUGAUUUUACUUCGUGACGUUGCACAAGGCCUUGCAUACUUGCACAGCAGCAACAUUAUCCAUAGGGAUAUUAAAGGCGCAAACAUUCUGGUUACUCAUGACGAACGGAUCAUUGCCUGUAUAAAUGAUUUCGGGUCUGCAAAGCUUAUGCAUCCGAUCCUUGAUCGGAUUGCCAACUCGACACAGACGAACUCAUUGAGGUGGUCACCACCAGAAUUCGUAAAUAAUGUUGAGGGAUAUAGCUAUUCAAGGCCAACACCUGCCAGCGAUAUGUGGUCGUUUGGAUGCUUGUUCCUUGAGGUGUUUACAGGAGUCGAUCCAUGGAAAGGUUCCUUUGAGGUUGAAGAAGAGCUCGAGCAAAACAGGCAUCCCCCAAUCCCAAGUGACGUGGACAUAGCAUCUGAAUACGUUGAGUUUAUGCUCAUGUGUUGGAAAACUCAACCCCAGGAGCGCAUUUCCGCAGAAAGAGCUGUGGAGCUAAUAGAUGACUUCAUCAAACGUCUGAGUUAA